Messenger RNA from Myxocyprinus asiaticus (Chinese sucker), 1171 nucleotides. It is a transcript of the gene lepb, whose product is annotated as leptin b. The record is from RefSeq and is a predicted model, not a curated record. The transcript has 3 exons. Gene Ontology annotation, molecular function: hormone activity. Lineage: Eukaryota; Metazoa; Chordata; Actinopteri; Cypriniformes; Catostomidae. The coding region runs from base 261 to 767 and encodes 168 amino acids. Gene Ontology annotation, cellular component: extracellular region. Gene Ontology annotation, biological process: signal transduction.
UUUUGAUUCAUUUGUCAUGUUGAAGUAUUUAUCACAUCUUUACAGGAUGUGUCCUUAGCUGGAGUUCCUGGGUAUGUUGUAUUGGACCAGAACUUGUGGAAGGGUCUUCUACGGGCUCCGACCCCCUGGUGGACAACAUGGGAACAAGACCAGACUGGCGCAGGGUGAUUCACUGGGCCAAUGAGUCAAUCACCAACUGCUAUAAAAAGGGAGAAUCCUGCUUGAGUUUCUCAAUGUGCACAUCAAUACACUAGAGAAAGAUGCAACCUUCCCUGAUCUUUUGCUCCAUCUUAAUGGCAUUCCUGGUGGCCCUUACCAUCAGCCGACCCACAGCCACAGUGGAUAAGAUCCGGUUCAUGGCCCGAACUACUGUGAGCAGAAUUAAAAAAAUCAAAGAUGAGCACUUCCAGAUGGCUCCGGAGAUUGACUUUGGGUUUUUUGACACCCCCGUUGAUGGUCUCACUUCUGUCUUAGUUCACCUGAGCUAUUUGCAAUUGAGGCUGCAAGUGCCACCAGCUCAGCACCUGCAGCAAGUACAAGUAGACUUGGACACUCUUCUCAGCACACUUGAGGGACUGGCCAUAUCACAGGGAUGUCUCCUUUCCAACACUGAGACCCCGGUGCACAAAGCUGAAACAUCCUACCCCUUCACCUCCAACUACUUAUACCUCCUGGAGCUCCAGAGUUACCUGGAGAAGCUCUGCGUGAACAUGGACAAGCUAAAAUGGUGCAAAAAUACAGAUAAGCCUGACACUUUUAUAUUAUGAAAUAAGUAAGCCAUGUAUAAGUACUUCUAUGCAUCAUACUCAAAGAAACACACACACACACACACACACACACACACACACACACAAGGACUAGUUCUCUAAAUUAUUUGUUAACUUAUUAGACUAUUAGAAUUUUCCUAUUUGCACUGUUAAUACUAGAGUAGUUUCUUACUCUACAACUUAAAAUAUUUCCUUAGAUACAAGAGCAUUCCAUUUUCUAAGCUAUAUUUUAGCAUUUUGACACAUGCCGUUUUGUAUUUCAGAAACCUUUUUUUGGAAUAAAUGAAGGUUGUAGCACUGAGAAAGUUUGGACUUGUAUGUUGCAUUUUACUGUGUGUAUUGGACAUAAAUACAGAAGGAUUGUGUUAAUGCAUUGUAAACUUUGAAAAUGUUUUGAGCAUCUU